Molecule: messenger RNA, 5574 nt
Organism: Girardinichthys multiradiatus
Lineage: Eukaryota; Metazoa; Chordata; Actinopteri; Cyprinodontiformes; Goodeidae
Gene: epb41l3a
Product: erythrocyte membrane protein band 4.1-like 3a
Exons: 27
Coding region: 418-3138 (906 amino acids)
Biological process (GO): cortical actin cytoskeleton organization
Cellular component (GO): cytoskeleton; plasma membrane
Molecular function (GO): structural molecule activity; actin binding
Source: RefSeq, a predicted model, not a curated record
AGACUCCAGAGACCUUCUGGAGGCUCAGGAAACCUUUGCAGGUGUUUGGAAGUAAUUGGCUGAUUAAGGUGGAACAUCAUGUGUUUAAAAUAUUGAACUUCUUCAAUUAAUUUAAAUUUUCUGAGACGCUGAAUUUGGAUUUUUAUUCUGUCAGCCAGAAUCAUCAGGAAAUAAAGGCUUGAAAUAUUUCACUCUUUGUGGAAUAAAUCUAUAGAAUGAGUUUCACUUUCUGACAUCAGUGACAACAAUUACUGACAUUUCUCACAAUAUUAGAAGCUUUUGAGCCGUACAUGCAAGUGUUCGGCGUGCGUCAUGACGUCACAGCCGGUCUUAGUAGGUGAUGACGUAGAAGGCAGAAGUCGUCGGUGACCGGGCGGAAAGAGGGCGAGCGUCCUGCACGAGGACAGGUGAAUCACCAUGACAACAGAGCCAAGGGACGCCCAGCCCCUGGAGGCAGAGUCUUUACCUGAAGCUGCCGCCCACUCAACACCAAAACAGGGAAGGGAGGGGGGAGCAUCCCAUAGCCUAGCUCAGAGCUCAUUGGCUGAGGACUCGAGCAGUCACCUGUCAUCGAACAGUCACAUCGCUCGCUCUCCGGCCAGAAACGUGCUGAGCUUCAGGACCAUGCAGACCAGGGUGACGUUGCUGGAUGGGACGCUGUUUACCUGCAUUGUGGAGAAACGAGCUCGGGGUCUAUACCUGUUUGAGAAGGUUUGUGAACACCUCAACCUGCUGGAGAAAGACUACUUCGGACUGUCCUUCAGAGAUGCAGACAACAACAAGAACUGGUUGGAUCCGGCCAAGGAGAUCAAGAAGCAGGUCAGAGGUGUUCCCUGGAGCUUCGCCUUUAAUGUAAAGUUUUACCCUCCUAACCCGGUCCAGUUGUCUGAGGACAUAACCAGGUAUUUCCUGUGUUUGCAGCUCAGACAGGAUAUUGUUUCCGGACGUCUUCCUUGUUCUUUUUCAACUCACACCAUCCUUGGUUCCUACACAGUUCAGUCGGAGCUUGGCGACUACGAUCCCGAUGAAUGCGGUCCAGACUAUGUCAGUGAGUUGUGUUUUGCUCCAAACCAAACCAAAGAGAUGGAGGCGAAGAUCAUGGAGCUGCACAGAACCCUCAGAGGAAUAAGUCCAGUUGAAGCCGAGAUGCACUUCCUGGAAAAUGUAAAGAAGCUCUCCAUGUAUGGAGUGGACCUGCAUCAUGCAAAGAUGGCAGGAAGCCGCUUUGCCUGCUUAUCUGCUAAGUCAGAGGACUCUGAGGGCAUGGCUAUCAUGCUGGGCGUGUGCAACAGUGGGCUCCUGGUGUACAGAGAUAGACUGAGAAUCAACAGGUUCUCGUGGCCAAAGAUCCUGAAGAUUUCCUACAAACGGAACAACUUUUACAUCAAAAUCCGACCUGGAGAGUUUGAGUCCAUCAUAGGUUUUAAACUGCUGAACCACAGAGCAGCCAAGAGGCUGUGGAAGGUCUGUGUGGAACAUCACUCCUUCUUCAGGCUGUUGUCUCCUGAAGAACUGCCAAAGAAGUUUCUGUCUCUGGGUUCAAAGUUUCGCUACAGCGGUCGGACUCAGAUUCAGAGCCGCAGAGCCAGCGCUCAGAUAUCCAGACCUGCUCCCAACUUCCCACGAUGCAUCAGCAAGAGGAACAUGCUGAGCCGUAGCCUGGACGGAGCUUCCAGGACCACAGCCUCCUCUUCUCUUAUUGGCUCUCCUGCCAUCACCGUGUCGCCCAAAGCCAACGGUCGUGCACACUCAGAUAUGGGCUCAGGACUGUAUGGAGCAUCCAAAGCCAUCGCCAUUAGUGACCACAUCACCACAGUAACGCCUGAGAGGAGGAUGGAGGACAGGAGGGAGGAGCCAGCUGAGGAGGUUCUGUUGCUGCUGCUGGAGGAGGAGACACGAGAGGAGCAGCAGCCCACAGAGAAGGAUAUGAGAGCUACAGAGGUUUCUCCAGAAAGUCCUCCAACUCCACAGAAACAGGACACUAAAACCGAGCUGACCGACACAGCCGUUGAUGGAGACCUGACUGUGACCGAGUCUGAUCAGGAUGAAGAUCUGAGAACUCAGGAGACGUUGGGCAGUCCUGAGGAGAACCUUCAGACCACCAUCAGUGCUCUGAGACGCUCCUUCCUGGAGGGAGACCAAGGUGGUGGCGGAAUGACAGAGUGGGAAAAACGUCUGGCCUCGUCUCCUCUUCGUAGAGCUGAUGAGGCUCCAAUGAUCGAACCUCUGGAGCUGGAGGAGGAAGGGGGUGGGUUUGUGGCAAACCAAGCAGCUGCACAGCACCACACAAUGGGACGGAGUUAUGACACAACCACAGGCAGAGUCCUCUCCAUGUUGACUGAAGAUGAUGUCACCAUGACAACGGCAAGCGUUAAGCUUAGUCACCUUGACAGAUGCAUCCCAGUGUGUGCCACUGAUGAUGUCAUCACAGGAGGACCACUGGGCACUCUUCAUGAGGUGAAGACUCCAACUUCACCUCUGGAGUCGCUGCCUGCUGUCUAUGAUGUCACCAGCAGGGAUGGGGGAGGAGUCUUUGUGAUGUCAUCUCUGGCUCCUCUGACUCUUCCUAAAUCACCUCUUGGCGGAUUAGGCCCCACCCCCAGGGCAUCGCCUUCCACGACCAGACUGCCCAAACCGCCAUUUGAUGAGAUGUCACCAGAGCUGACGGCUCUGCUGAGGUCAGCCAGGGAACAAGAGACCUUCAGAGAACACAACCUGCUAAAGACUUCAGAGAAAGUGGAGAAAGUCUUCAUCCUCCCAGAGUCCAGGGAUGAAGACCAGGCAGUCGCGGAUCACUAUAAGGAGGUCCCGGUGAUGAGGAAGACUCUGACAUACGAAGCUCCAGGGAGUCGAGUGGACUUUGAUCCCCCCGCCGGUCUGCUGCUGAGCUCCCAGACCUUUACUGCAGAGACUUCCACCACCACCACCACCACGCACAUCACCAAGAUGGUGAAAGGAGGAGUUUCGGAAACCAGAGUGGAGAAAAGAAUUGUUAUUUCUGGAGAGACUGAAGAAGACCAUGAACAGGCCAUGGCAGCUGCCCUCAGUGAGGCUCGGAGGCAGCAUCCUGAACUGUCUGUUACCAGGGUAGUUGUCCAUAAAGAAACUGAGGUCUCCCCUGAUCACAUGAUCAAUUAAUGACAUCACAGGACUGAAUGUUGAAUUCUCUGCUGCAUUAUGGGAGAUUUAGUCCACAGCCUAGAGCCAACAAACGCUACGCGGACUCUUAACAUGGACUCUGACCCUAAUUGAAGUGGAGAACUCACACAAACUGUACGCUAUAGUUGAAGAAGAUAGACAGGUGGUCCACCAUUCAACAGAUCAUCGCUCUGAUGUAUUCAAUUUAAGAUGCACACCUGUCCCACCUCCUCAAACCACGCCCUCUGACCGCUUCAGGAAGCCAUCUGAUUGGUUGACUGACUGAGGUGAACCUGACUGUGACAGAAUAAUAUGCCACAUCUGCUGAGAAGCUUUUAUUGUGAAAAUCUACUUUAAACGGUUUCCUGCCUUCAGCCUUCGCUUGCACAGCUAAAGCUCAGCCCCGUAUUUACCCAUGAUGCAACAGAUUGUGCCAUAGAAACCAGAUGAACAGAUCUUCAGCUCCUGGCAUUUCAUCAGAUAAACUAAAGUCUCAACAGGAACAGAGGGAACGCUGCAACAGGACAAACUGGAAGUAAACCAUUCAAACAAGUUUAAUUUAUGGAGUUUAAGAAAGUGAUCUUGAUGGUUUUGAUGCCAUCUCCUGACUGCCAUCAAUCAGGCUGUUUGACUGAACUUUGCUUCAGACCUCUGUCUGUGGUAGAUGUUCUACAGGAGAACCCUUCAAAACAAAAGCCCAACUCAGAACAGGAAGCUGUUGAGUUGGACUCUGCAGGAAGUCUUCAGUGGUUAACACCUGUUUCCUCACUGUCACGUCAAACUAUUUCAACCUGUUUGUUUCCUGAUGCCACUUCUUGUCACAUGUUGCAGUUUUUCACAACAUUCUAACGUUUUCAGAGGGAGAGCAGAUUUAUGCUGGUUGUUUCAGGUACAACUGGACACCGGGUUCUGUCGUGCUCAUCAGGUUAAGCAUCUUAUUGGGGUUACGUCUUACCUGGAUCUGUCACCAUGGUAACUGAUGCAGGUUCAUGUCCUCCCUGAGUCUGUCACCAUGGUAACUGGUUGUGGUUUGUGAGUUUGAAGAUCAGAUACUAACAUCCAUUAACAAAUCUCUGAGCUCAAAGUUUCUUUCUCUUCAAACUGUCCCAGACUCACAUCUCUUGGAUUGAAGCGAGCUGUGCUGCUCACAGUCGGGUCUUCUUGGCUUGAACAACACCCCAGCCACCUACUGAUCCUCCUAUGUGUGAUCAGUUAUCAGCAAGUCCAACUAGCCAUGUAGCCAUCUUGGUCCAACAAUUUCGCCAGAACAUCCUGAUCCAAACUGAGUGCACCCUUUCCAGCUUCUAACCUGAAUAUAGAUGAUAAACCCAGUUAUUACAUAACUUUAACAGAACCUAUCUUUUUGUUUAUAUCUUUUUGUGGUUUUAAUGUCUUGAAAGGCAAAAUAAUAAUCCUCAAUGUCUUCAUACUCUUCUGACGAUAGUUUGGGUUUCUCUGAACAUCUGCUACCAGAACCAGCUCCUUCUCAGACAACUAUCAGCACCAGGUCAAUUAGACUACUGUGGACUCCUGAAGGUCACGCCCACUGACUGCAAAUCCAAAUAUGAUUGGUUGAUCAAAAACGUUCAUCAGUUUGGUAUUUAUUGCUGAAGGGACUCGGACCAGGACAUACAGUAGAACACCCGGAGCCGACAAAACCACAGAUGAGAAUUUGAUUGGUUUAUUAUCCUAAUACAAAAUGACUUUAAGGCUCAGAGCUAAAAAAAACUUAUUUGACAUAGAAUCAAUGCUCUGAUUAUGUGAAUUUAUUUAUAAAAUGUAUGUUUUUACUUCCAGUCAGUUUCCUCUUUCUAUACCUUGAAGACCCUGAUGGCCCGCCACUGCGAACCAACCAGAACAUGUUUUCUGUGUCGCCCCCUGCUGGCCUGAACGCUUUAUCUCUGCAGAUGGUGCUGUAGUGAUGAGCAGAGUAACUUGUUUCUGUUCCCAUCCUCCUCCAUGCUUCGCUGUGAUUGGUCUUUCUCUUCUAGCUCCGCCUGUUUUACCCCGAACAUUCACAGGUAGUUAGGUACCUGGGUUGACUUAACCAGGUCAUAACCAGCUUCGUGCAGAUAGAUCUCUCAAAGAAAACCCAGAUAUGUUGAACCUGCUUGGUGGAACCGGACCCUGGUUAACCCACAGAUGACACUUGUGGACCCCAGUACUGACUGUUCCUGUGCUCUGUUCUUUGUUCCAUCAUAACAUUAUUGAGAAAACCUUCUGGAAGUGUCUGGGUUGAUCUAAAAGAAGAAUUUUUAUUUGAGGAAAUUUGCUCUUUCUGAUCUCAUCGUCAUUUGUUUCUUUUAAAUGUGACUCAUUUCUGUAUUUGUCGACUCAGUCAGACUCAACCAGUACGCACCCUGGUGUCUGGUUUUCUUUUUUCAUCAUUCUGUCUCUUUACCAUCUGAAAUGUAUUAAAAUUAAGAAACAAACUCA